AUGAACCCGACAGCUAUCAUUCUUACUAUUGAUCGCGUCUCGGCAGACCAUUCUUGGAAAGCUACACGAGAAAUGGUACUUUCAAUACUUAACAAAUAUAACUUGUAUAGCAACAGCGAAACACGGCAAGCAGACUGGGCCAAAGGCCAGGCAGUCAAGAAACAUGAUCGUAAUCUGGGUCGAUCUACAAAAAAGACAAGAGGGCUUUUCUCUGGACUAAGCAGUGCGCACAUUCGCACACCUGAUGGUCAGGGUGGAAUAUCGAAUAUAGUCACUCAUGAGUACACCGUCACAGGCGCUUCAGGGAUGCUAUUUUCAGACCCCGGAGACUCCGGCGCUUUAGUCUUUGACGACACCGCCAACUGUAUUGGGUUGAUCUUCGUCGGCAAUAAGUAUACCAGAGCGUCUUAUAUCACGCUCCUACCUGACUUGUUCAACGGUAUCAAGAUUAUCACCGGCGCCGUUAACGUCCGCAUUGCAGAAUAA
Molecule: messenger RNA, 486 nt
Organism: Nannizzia gypsea CBS 118893
Lineage: Eukaryota; Fungi; Ascomycota; Eurotiomycetes; Onygenales; Arthrodermataceae
Exons: 3
Coding region: 1-486 (161 amino acids)
Source: RefSeq, a predicted model, not a curated record